Messenger RNA from Cladocopium goreaui, 1350 nucleotides. The record is from the annotation of a GenBank genome assembly. NCBI's taxonomy places the organism in Eukaryota, Dinophyceae, Suessiales, Symbiodiniaceae.
AUGAGAAGCUUCGACUCUUGCGCAGUCAAAGUCGAAUUGCGCAAAAAGGAUCAAAAAGGUGUUGGACAUUUGGUGCGCCGGUGCUGCGGCCUUCCAUUCUGGUUGGAUCUGGAGAGCUCGAGGAGGGUAUCUGAUGACAUGGGAAGACCCCUCCACUUCAGCAGUCAGAUCCCCCUAUCUGGUGGUUUCAACCACGCGCACCGUGAGCGGCCUGCUGUUUGGGCCUCCGCGAAAAGUGCUUUGGAGGUGCUGGAACAUCCAGUUAGGACCGUCGCCAGCUUCAUGUCGGAGGUGGUGAGUGAAACAGCCGAGCAGAUCGCUGCUGCGGUGCCGGCGGUGAUUGCCCGAGCAGUCAUUGAUUGGCACUUCAAAGGUCCUUUGGCCGAACUGGAGCAGCUUGAAAACUGGUGGGAAAGUGCGAGGCAAGCGCUUGAAAGCCGACCAGAGCUAUGGGAACGUUUGGUACAGGACGAAGGCAUUUUUCUGCGUCGCAUCGAUCGAGGUGUUGACGCAUUGCGAGCAGCCAGGCAGAUCUACUUGAGCCAUGCCAACUUUGGCGUUGACUUAGAGACGUCGGGCAGCGGCUGGCCAACUCAGACCUUGGACUUGUUGUCGGACGCUGCUGCCGAGAUGACGUCGCGGCUGAGGCCGGUCCGCGACUCAGCGGCUUGGCGAGUGGUGGACGCAGCGAAGGCCAUAGAGAAAGAGUUGAGUCAAGCGAAUGUGAGGCAGGAAACUUGGAGUACUAGUGAGCGGGAUGCCAUUCACCUCAUCAUCAAGGUGCUGUCGCGCAAAACAGAUGCAGGAGCUGUAGAUGGCGACAGAGUUAGCGUGCUGAUGGAUCGUGUUGCGAAGCUCAUGACCUUGCUGCAAACUUUGCGCGAGACCUUUGUGAAGGACUUGGCCAAAGUCUUAGAUGACUUGCUUCGUGCCGUGGUGUCCUUGCGGGAGGAGCUGAGCGUCUCGGACUGCGCGGAGGCGGUGGAGGACUGCGUCCAGCAGUGGUACACGCUGGGCGAGCAGUGCAAUGCUGGCAGCCGCAUGGAAGAGGCCGUGGCGGCUUCACCAUGGCUACGGAAGGAUGUGAACCUACGGCAAGCACUGGCGACGCUGCGAGGCCUCCAUGUCUUCCUCCAACAUGCUGAUCUUCGCGCCCGCCUCCUCCAUGAGGAUGGCUAUGAAAGCUCAGAGUCUCAACAAGUGCAGGGUGGAGCGACGCACGAAGUGUGUCAUCCCCCAUCCCCAGCGCGUGCGGAGCAGUCGCAUUCGCCGCGUGGUGGAUAUGCCCCCAGGAGACAACGCUUCAAGGCGGAUGAUUCCGAAACUGUGAUCCCAGGGAGUCUGUCAUGA